AUGACGACGACGGAUGGAAUAAAGACGACGACGAUGAAUCUAUUCACGACGGCAAAGAAGAUGAAACGAAGAAGCAAAAAAGAAGCGAUGUUGACGAUCAUGUGUAUCGUCGUCGCGUUCGUGUUCCUGGUGCCGUUGAGUGCUCUCGCGAUUAUAGCAGGACCGCUCGCUUUGAUGUGUGUUAAACGAAGUAAGCUUCGACCACACGAAGAAGAGUCUGAGAAGGAGGAAGAGGAGACGAAGAAAAGCGGCUUUACUAUAACGAAGAAAGAAGAGAUUGAUAACGAUGAAAAAGAGACUUUAACCAACAAAACGACCACGGUACCGAGUAAAGUGGAAGAGAAAGUCGCGCUGACGGGUUCGGCGGCGUUGAUGGCGAACAUGCGACGGUCGGCGGCGAAUACCGCGAAUACCGGGGAGAAGGCGAAGAUUUCUUCUUCGGCACCGUCGAAAUCCGGUACGAUUUCGAAAGAAGAAAAAGAAGAAACGCGUGAUACUAAGAGCGGCAAAAGUGGGCACACUGUUUGGUACGUUUUGCACGGCGGCGAAGCGGCGCAGCAAGUCGCCAGGGACGUGAAAGAGGCGAUGGAAGAGGAGUUUUUGGAGAAGCGAGGGAUGAGCGACGUGCGCGUGACGACGGCGUCGAUGGAAGAUUUCAAAAAGACGCUGGAGUUGCACCGCAUUCAAGGCGACGACAACAACAAAAACGAUGAGAUCAAUAGGAAAAGAAGACGGGCAAUCUUUGUCGUGGAAACGGUGGAAAACGCGCAACCUGCGGAAGAGGCGGGAAGCUGCAUUAGGUAUUUCAACAAGUUGAGGAAAGCUUUGAAAUCGUCAGAGGGAGGAGAUAAAGCAACAAAACUGCCGUUCGAUGAGAACGACGCAUUUGAGUAUGCCGUGAUGGGAUUGGGCGAUACGAAUUUACUUUUAGAUCGUCAAACGACCACCGCAAAGGAUUGCAAUCAAGCCGCGCAGACGUUAGAUAACGCUUUAGCUGCUUUAGGCGCGCGCAGAUUGUGCGAGAGAGGAUUGGCGAACGAUGCCGUUGGCUUAGAGGAAGGCGUGUUGCCGUGGUUGAAAGAGAAAUUGUUACCAAGCGCGUUCAAAGCUAUCGAGGAAGAGAAAGUUCGAGCGGAGAGAGAUAAGCCGAUCGAGGUGGUCUUUGCGUACGGCUCGCAAACUGGGAACGCGGCUGAAAUCUGUAAGAAUUUAGCGGCGGAGGCGACGGAAAAGUAUAAGAAGGAUAAAACGAUGCGCGUCGAGUGUUUCGCGUGCAACGAACUCGACGCGGAAACAUCUUUGAAACCGGGGACGGUUAUUUUGUUUUGCGUUUCGAGUACGGGCGAUGGGGACGCGCCGGAUAAUUGCGACAUGUUUCUCACAAGAUUAAAGCGAAGAGUGAAGAAGACGACGGCGAGCGAUCCCGUUCUCGCCGGGACUCAGUACGCCGUCUUAGGUCUCGGCGAUCAAAACUAUUCCGCAUUUAUGGCAGUUCCGAGAAUGUUUUCAACAACUAUGGAAAAAGGUGGCGCGACGGUGUAUAAGAAAAGAUUAGAAGCGGACGAUACGCUCGGUUUAUACGAACAAGUCGACGCUUGGGUAGAUACGUUAUGGGAAGAUUUAGAUAAAGCCAUCGCAAGAGCGAAAUCAGCCAGAGAGAAUCCGAAAGGUUUUCUCACCAGUAGUUCAACAAACAACGGUAGUAAAAGUGAUACAACGACGACAGUAACAACAACGACCGCUAAAGAAGCGAUUUUGUCGUCGUCGUAUAAAGGUAUUCCAGCGUUGCAACCGGCGCGCGUGAAAAUAUCGUUUACGAACAACGGACCGACAGAAAGAUCAACAUCUUCGGUAGAAUUAGGAAAAGACGCGCUCGCGACGAGAGAAACUCCGUUCUUCGCGAAAAUUGCCGCGAAGAAGAUUCUCACGAACGCGUCGUCUGACCGAAGAGUCGUGCAUCUCGAAUUUGAUUGCAAGAACAAAAACGAUUCGGUGGAAAAUUACGAGCCCGGAGAUUCGCUCGCGGUGUUACCGAAAAACGACAUUGCGUUAGUGUCUGAAUUGAUGACUCGGUUAGGAGAUGUAGAAGGUACGAAAACGUUCGAUUUGGAAUGGAUAGAAGGUAUGGCGCCGCCAGGGAGUGACGUUGCAACGGCAACAAAGCCGCUUCCGCACGUGAUUACGCCCUGUACCGUUCACGACGCGCUGGAAAAGUACAUCGACAUCACCUCUGUCCCGAGGAAAUCUUUCCUUCGCGCGCUCGCCGAGUGCUGCACAAACGACGACGAGAAAGAUCGUCUUCUGCUUCUCUCCUCUCGCGACGGGAAAGAGCAAUUUCAAACGGAAAUUACCGACGAGCGACCAACUCUUCUGACACUCCUGCGAACGUACCCGAGCUGCUCGAUUUCCUUCGAACGAUUACUCGAUAUCUCGUCGCCCCUGUUGCCUCGAAUGUAUUCCAUCACGAGCUGUAAAGAAUCGCAAAAGAAUCCGUCCGUGGCUUUCUCCGUGGUGAAAUACGAAGCCCCGGAAAGUAAAGAAACGCGAUUGGGCGUCGCCACGAAUUGGCUCGACCGGCUUCCCGUUGACGACGGAGACGAAAAAAAAUACGACUUCAAAAUACCAAUCUACAAAGUCCCCACGAAAGCGUUCGGAUUACCUGAAGAUAUUUCCAAACCAAUCGUAAUGAUCGGACCAGGCACUGGCGUUGCGCCAUUUCGAGGUUUCUUACAAAAACGUGAAGCUUUAGCGCGCGCAAACCCUUCGUUACAAUUCGCCGAAUCCUGGCUCUUCUUUGGCUGCCGACGCAAAGAUGAAGAUUACUUGUACGAAGCCGACUUCAACGCUUUCGUCGAAAACGAAACGCUCACUCGUCUCGUUCCCGCUUUCAGCCGCGAAGAUCCGACUGGGAAGAAAGUCUACGUUCAACAUAAACUCGCCGAACACGAGGAGAAAAUGCGCGACUUGAUCCUCCGCGAAGAAGCGUACGUUUUUGUCUGCGGCGACGGCGCGCACAUGGCCAAAGACGUCCACAAAACGUUGCUCUCCAUCAUCACCAACGGAGGAGGAAAAUACGAGAACGAGAACGACGCCGAGGCAUUGCUCAGGGAAAUGACCAGAGAAGGCAGAUACGUUCGAGAUAUUUGGAGUUGA
Molecule: messenger RNA, 3153 nt
Organism: Bathycoccus prasinos
Lineage: Eukaryota; Viridiplantae; Chlorophyta; Mamiellophyceae; Mamiellales; Bathycoccaceae
Exons: 1
Coding region: 1-3153 (1050 amino acids)
Biological process (GO): homocysteine metabolic process
Cellular component (GO): cytosol
Molecular function (GO): [methionine synthase] reductase (NADPH) activity; FMN binding; flavin adenine dinucleotide binding
Source: RefSeq, a predicted model, not a curated record